GAGCGCAUCCUGCGCGAAGUCCUGGAGAAAGCAGUGGACCAGGUGCAGGACAAAGUGUUGGCGGAGCUCGCCUUCAACAAGAUCCACAAGGCGCCUUCCACGCCAUCAGUUGGAUCCACAUCGACUGCGGCGGCGCUAGCCUCAGAAGAGCUC
Messenger RNA from Symbiodinium pilosum, 153 nucleotides. Lineage: Eukaryota; Dinophyceae; Suessiales; Symbiodiniaceae. The record is from the annotation of a GenBank genome assembly.